AAAUAGAGGUUAGAUACUACGGAACAAUGCGCCUCAAAAUUCUUUGGUUACUAGUAACCAUAUCGGCUUCUUGCAUCCAAGACUCCAACACCCAAGAAUGGACCGACUGUUUGCCGUGCAUGUGCAUCUGGCGAAAUGGCCAACCGACCGCAAAUUGCGAGGGCAAAUUAAACACUACCCGAAUUCCGCGGUUCAGUACUGAAAUUAAAGUGGUUCAUUUAACAAAUAAUCCACUUCGGAUGCUUGGACCUUAUGCGGUACUGGAUGCCAAUUUACAAACCGUUCAUAAGUUGUAUCUUCAAAAUUGCUCGAUAGAAACGGUAGAUGAGCAUGCUUUUAAAAAUAUAUCUGUGGCGAUAGAAAUAGAUUUAUCUAAAAACUCCAUUACCAGACUCCAUAGUAAUACAUUUAAUGACGGUUUUAAACUUCGCAGCCUUAAACUUAGCCAGAAUAAAAUUAAGGUCAUUGAAGAUGGUUUGUUAUCCAGCCUAACUGAAUUAAAAAACCUAUUUUUAGAUCAUAACGAAAUUGAAUACAUAAGUGAAAAUGUAUUUAGCAAUUUGGGUAACUUAACUAUAUUGGAUUUAGGAAACAAUAAGCUGAAAACAAUUAGAUUCGAUUUUAAAAUGAUAGUACCAAAACUGAAUAGCUUAAAUGUGGAAAAUAACUCGUGGAUAUGCGAUUGCCAUUUAGAACUUUUCCACCAGUCAAUGAUUGUUAAUAACUUAAUUACCAGUGAUCUCACCACGUGUCAUGAACCACCUAAGUUGCGAGGUCGCUUGUGGACUAUAAGAGAUCCAUUUCCUUGUGCCCCGGUCAUAAUACAACCCUCUGGAAUUCCGAGGAUCAAAAGUGCAUUGAAUAGUGACGUGACAAUUGAGUGUCAAGUAACCGGUGAACCAGAACCCGAUGUCAUUUGGUCUGUGAGUGGACAAAUUAUAGACCCGCGAAAAAACAAAAAGUAUUUUUUAUCAAAACGCAAAAUUGGUGAAUAUACGUGGAACAAUCUAACGUUGCUUUCAGUAAGCACCAAAGACAAAGGAGAAUAUAAGUGUACAGCGAAAAAUUCUGGGGGCGAAGACUCUAGAAGUAUCAGUCUAGUGGUAGAUAAUGAAGUUGCUGUAGUGGGGGGCUUUUUUGGUUCAACUCUGAUCAUUGCACUCUCUGUAGGUCUCAUAAUCUUACUUAUAAUAAUAUUGAUCUUGGUGUGUCUAUUUUGUAAAAGAGCCAAUAAUAGGACGUUAAGUUCGAAACGUAGUGAGUUCGGUAACUCAUCCGAAGAGUGCAUUAAUAUGAGUGUUAAUUUAGAUAUUAAGAAAGGCUUAAUAACUGAUGUGAAUCCGAUUAACAAACCGCCAAGAACCACUGUUCCUGCUUCUAUCGUAAGUGGGGGUACAGAAGUCAGCGACGUUAAACGAAAUCUGCUGGAUAGCGAUUCAGUUUUUGAUUGCGACGAAGAAUCAAGAUCACUUGACUUCGAUCAACCCCUCAUUCGAAAGUCAAGCAACGCGUUACUCGAUAUGGAUUAUCGAGUUAAUAAUCACCCCUAUCCUCCAGAUCUCCUAGCGUUUCCACCUAGAAACCAAAUAUCUCCGGCAGGAUCGAAUGCAUCCACUGUCAUAAUAGGUGAUACAAGAUUGCCUCCUAUGCACGGACCCCAAAGCCCUAUGCAGAGUCCCAUCUACGAUCAACUAAGCAUCUACAGAACAUUACCCUACUCAAGAUCUCAGAGCCCUUUCUCACAAGGAGCGGGCGUUCCUAGAAUACCACGACAAGGAGCUGGCUACGUCACAAUUCCAAGGAGACCAAGGCAGAGCUGGAGUGCGUCCUCCGAACCUCCUACGGGUCCAGGCGAAAUCGCUGAACCAGUGUACGAUAAUUUAGGAGUAAGAUCAACAGCUGAUGGUAGUUCAGCGAUAUCCCUAAACAAACUUGGAAGCGAGCCAGCAACACCACGAACGAACAGACUAGCCUCCCUAUUACCGCCCACGAUAGUUCCGAUCAUAGAAUCGCACGAAUCUCCAAACAACUCGAAUAAUCAACCUGAAGAAACGCAGUCUACUUCCAUACCAUCUAGUCAAUCGUUGACUCUACCACGACCGUCGCCCUCUCAUAUCCAAGCUCAACCCGAACGACUUGAAACCAAACCAACUCCAAAUCCAAAACCAAGAAAUACCCGGGAAGUACCGAUCCAAAGCCAAACGUUACCAAGAAAGUUGAACUCAACGAAAUUGACUCCGUCGAAAACUCAAUGGGCCAUGGCCAACAUGGAACAAUUGAGAAAUGCUAGUGAGAAGAGGAACUCUAUUUCUGGUGAUGAUACUUUAACGAAAGAAGGAAAACAGAAAAAAAUUCCACCUCGCCCGCCACCAAAACCGAAAAAGCGAAUGUCCGGACCUCUAUUUGAAGACGAGGGCGAAGAUGGAACGGAAGUGUGAUUGUUACUAAAACCAGUGCUUCGGCUACUGGUUAUGCCAAUUUAAAAUUCACAAAUUAAUUUAAUCUAUUUUGACCAAUAUAGACUUUCUUAAAUAAAUGUGCUACUAGAAUAUAGUUUCGGCAGCUAAUUAUACUAAACAAACACACUGAGAUGGGUGAAGCAAAAAAUAGUUGGUGCUUAUCAAAAACCUUAUUAAGUAAUUCCUGAUUAUGAUUAUUGUUAUUAUGUAUAUUUUAUUAAAUAUUAAGAUGAGUUUUAAAACUCGCAAAUAUGUGCCAAAUUCGUGGCUUACCAGCGCGAUUGAAUCUCUAUAUUGAGAAAUGCAUAAUAAAGUUUUUAUAAUAUUUUAGAAGGAAAAGUGCAUAAAAUACUUCAAAUGACAUAGGUAACGCAUUUUAUAACCUCUUCAUUUACUCGAAUUACCAAAUGCAGGGUAAAACUUAAUUAAUUCACACUAAAUUUUUAUCUACAGCAAUACUUUCACGACGACUCGAUUUUCAAUAAACACCUUGUAUAUUUUUCAAUAUUUAUAACCUCGAAUUUUUAUUAUUACUGAGAUAUAGGUAACAGAAAAUCAAUUGCACUUAAAAUUCAUAAAGAUAUAUCAAUAUUUUGUCAAGUAGAUAGCCUUAACCUAUAAAAUCAGUUUUUUGGGAUACAUACCAAAAUAUUUUUCAAAUAAAUAUCCUGCCUCUAUAGGGUCAAUGAUUUUUCAUCUACUUCACCCAGUGUCUCUGUUUAGAUAAACCUUCCCUUGAAUUGUAAAAAUUAUUGUAUAUACUAAGUAUAAGAACAGAUUUUAUGUGAUAAUAUGGCUUUCUUUUACUUUAUUUUAGGUUCCUAGUUAUUUUUUUUUCUAAUAAAUAUUUAUGAAAUCUACUACCUAGAUACGGAGAUGUGCCUUAACAGAUAAAAUUUGUAAAAAGAAUACAGCGUUCAAAGUGUCAAAGAGUUUACAAUCACUAGUGUUUUAAAACAUAUGACAGAACAUUAUAUAUGAGUGGUAGGUAAUAAUUAAUUAGGUGGGGAAAGAUUUUGUAUAUAUAACGCUUUAUUUUUUAUGUGUUUAGAGUAUACAUAAUGAGGCAAAGUAUGUUUUAUAAACUUAAAUGUCUCUUUAAGUUGUUUCCUAUAUUGGGAUUACAAAGUAAAAGUGGGAUUUGUUUUUUUAGAGCUUUUUACGGUCCUUUUACUUCUCAAUGAUUCUUUGUGUUUAUACAAUGUUGUUUUGAAGCCUUUUGUAGGGAAAAUUUGUCCCCCUUGUUUACUUCUUGCUUUUUUCGAACUCUUCUAAUUCGAGAUCCCUUUUCACAGAUGGCUAUUCUAAAAUAGUAAAUCUGCUGUUUUGUUAGAUUUUUU
Anthonomus grandis grandis is the source of this 3799-nucleotide messenger RNA. RefSeq lists its product as uncharacterized. The record is from RefSeq and is a predicted model, not a curated record. Gene Ontology annotation, molecular function: protein binding. Lineage: Eukaryota; Metazoa; Arthropoda; Insecta; Coleoptera; Curculionidae. Bases 27 to 2438 code for a protein of 803 amino acids. The transcript has 6 exons.